Molecule: messenger RNA, 438 nt
Organism: Nicotiana attenuata
Lineage: Eukaryota; Viridiplantae; Streptophyta; Magnoliopsida; Solanales; Solanaceae
Exons: 3
Coding region: 1-438 (145 amino acids)
Source: RefSeq, a predicted model, not a curated record
AUGGGUGUCUUGGCCCGUCUUGCAGUACAAAGGCGACCUUUGGGUCGAAAAAAUCAAAAACUAGCAAAUGAUGGAAUUAGAUUGGAUGAGACCGAAGAAGGAGGUAUAACUGCUUAUGCCUUAGCGCAAUCCUCCCUUGUUGCGCAUGUUAAGGCUAAGCAAGACGAAGAUCCAUACUUAGUGAAAUUAAAAGAAGGAGACAACAUUGGUAUGGCUCCUUAUGAAGCGUUGUAUGGGCGAAGAUGUAGGUCUCUACUGGGUUUGUUUGAACCAACAGAGGUGUCAUUGAUUGGUCCAGAGUUUGUUUGUGAGGCCUUAGAGAAAGUCCAGCUAAUUAGGGAAAGACUAAAAGCGGCUCAGAGUCGUCAAAAAUCCUAUUCCGACAAGAGGCAUCGUGAGUUAGAGUUCAUGGUUAGUGAUAAGUUGUGGUAUUUGUGA